This is a messenger RNA of Penicillium malachiteum, 2256 nucleotides long. Its product is annotated as RNA lariat debranching enzyme. Gene Ontology annotation, molecular function: RNA lariat debranching enzyme activity. The coding region runs from base 1 to 2256 and encodes 751 amino acids. NCBI's taxonomy places the organism in Eukaryota, Fungi, Ascomycota, Eurotiomycetes, Eurotiales, Aspergillaceae. Gene Ontology annotation, biological process: mRNA splicing, via spliceosome. The record is from RefSeq and is a predicted model, not a curated record. Gene Ontology annotation, cellular component: nucleus. The transcript has 3 exons.
AUGUCUUCCCCUUUGCGUAUUGCUUGUGUUGGCUGCGGUCAUGGUGCCCUCAAUGAAAUCUACGAAAGGAUUGAAGUUGAAAAGGGCAAGAAACACUGGGACUCUGUUGACUGUGUUAUCGUCGGUGGAGAUUUUCAAACUCUUCGGAAUGCAAAUGAUGCAGCCUGCAUGUCAGUCCCGCCUAAGUACAGAAGUAUUGGGGACUUCCAUGAGUACUAUUCUGGAGCACGCGUCGCACCCGUUUUAACAAUCUUCUGUGGCGGUAACCAUGAGGCCGGCAAUUACUUAUUUGAACUGUACUACGGCGGCUGGGUUGCUCCUAACAUCUACUACCUUGGUGCUGCAAAUGUUCUUCGUUUGGGUCCGCUUCGUAUCUCCGGCAUGUCUGGUAUCUGGAAGCCAUAUGAUUAUCGCAAACAUCACUACGAACGUCUCCCUUACAACUCAGAGGACGUUUCAAGCAUCUACCACAUUCGCGAACUUGAUGUACGCAAGCUGAUGCAGGUACGCACCCAGGUCGAUAUUGGUCUGUCCCACGAUUGGCCUCGUGGCAUUGAAAACCAUGGAAACACCCAUCAGCUCUUUCGCAAAAAGAAGUUCUUGCGUGAUGAUUCUGAGCAUGGCCGGCUUGGAAAUCAGGCUGCCCGUGAGGUCCUUGAUCGAUUAUGUCCCGCCUAUUGGUUCUCUGCCCACUUCCACACUCGGUUCGCUCUGACAAUGGGUCAUGAUGGCACUUCUCUUAAGAAAACAACCCAGUCUAUUGACGAGCCCGCAGAAUGGGGCUAUGAAGCUGAUCCCACCUCCAAGCCCAAGUCUACUCCACCUUUCAAGCCUACUUCGCCUCAUAAGCCUACAUUUGGUGGACCUAGUGGAUCAAGCGUCCCAGAGAAUGGAUCUGUUUCAGCCUGGAACACAUUUGCCCAAACAGCCCCUCAGAGAGACCGUGCAGAGGCUAAGAGGGCUCGGAUGGAGUUCAAUGAUCCCUCUCGUGUUUCGCAACCUGCAAUCAAGGCCCAGCAAACCUGGAAGAAGGUCAUAGCACAUGGCGACCAUCGUUCAUUGGUAGACGUUCACGCACCCAUUGAUGAACAACAAGUCAAAAACAACGACGAAAUUGACUUGGAUAGUGGCAGUGAAUCGGCCAAAGAGCAAGCCGUGAUUAUGACUGAUGAUGCCGCCACCACCCAAGACGAGUCAAUGGUAGAUGUCGAUGCACCUACUGAUUCCAGUCAACGUCAACGAGUUAAGAACACGGAUGAAAUCAACCUGGAUAGUGGCAGUGAAUCUGAGGCAGGAUCUCCCCCCAAUACGGAGAUCAUGACUAUGACCGGAGGUGACGCUGCUCAAGACGAGUCAAUGGUAGAUGUUAAUGCACCUACUGAUUCCAGUCAACGUCAACAAGUUAAGAACACGGAUGAAAUCAACCUAGACAGUGACGGUGAAUCUGAAGUCAUGACUACGACUGAGGAUCAUGUCGCUCACGAGCCUAUUACUGUCCAAGAUGGGUCUCCUGCCGAUGAAGGCGUCCCGAUUGCUAUUCGCGACAAGUUGCCAGCUAGCCUUUCCAGCAACGUCAGCAAGCUGCCCACAAGCCUAAGCCGCCCCACACAAACUCCACCUGCUUUGAAGGUGAUUCCAGAGGCCAUUCAAAACAGAGUAACCAAAUUCCUGGCUUUAGACAAACCGGGUGGUCACGAUCAAUAUCUGGAACUGGUGGAAGUGCAGCCUGUCAAUAACGAUACCGCCCGGGCCGAAUUUCAGCGUCCAUUCCGUCUUCAAUACGAUAAAGAAUGGUUAGCUAUUACUCGCGUUUUUGCACAAGAGCUUGAGGUUGGUAACGUCACUGCUUGGCCGCCCCAUCAUAAAGGUGAUGAUAUCUACCGUCAGGCCAUUGAGGUGGAAGAGCUAUGGGUUGAGGCAAACGUCAUGAAGCCCAACUUAAUGGACGUGCCUCUGAAUUUCACUCAAGUCGCACCAGUUUUCGAUCCCAACGUUCCGAUCACUACCAAUGAACUUCCACCAGAGUAUCCAAGCCCGCAGACUGAGCAGUUCUGCCGCCUCAUUGACAUUCCGAAUAAGUUUGCCCUUUCUGAUGAGGAGCGUGCGGAGCGCCUGGCUGCUACUCCACGACCCACUGUUCGUCGUGACUCUGGCUGGCAUGGCGGACGAGGCCAUGGACAUGGACAUGGACAUGGACAACGUGGAAGAUACGGUGGCCGUGGCGGUGGUCGUGGUCGUGGGGGCCAUCACGGUUGA